Oldenlandia corymbosa var. corymbosa is the source of this 714-nucleotide messenger RNA. NCBI's taxonomy places the organism in Eukaryota, Viridiplantae, Streptophyta, Magnoliopsida, Gentianales, Rubiaceae. The record is from the annotation of a GenBank genome assembly.
AUGGCUGCUGCUGAAGAACAACUUCUGAAGCUCUUAGAUUCAUAUUGGUUCCAGCAUGGAAUACUGAGUAUCAGGAAACCAUGCACAUCAUCUUCUUUUUCUACAAAAUCAGUGUAUGAUCAUCAAGAUUUUCACAAGCUAGAAACGCCGGCGCAGAAGCUUUCGGAGAUGGCAAAGUUUCAAGUUCGUUCCAAGAGUGAUCGAUGCAUAAGAUGCAAUAUAGGUAACGACCCGGAUGUUGCAUCUCCCAAAUCAGUCAUUUCGUUCGGCAAAGAAAACAAUUUCUCAGAUCAAAGUGCUGAAAUUGAGAAAUCCAUGAAGAAAAAGGUCAGCACUGAUGGAGGAAGGAGGAGGAAAGGCAGGAAGGGAAGGAAAGGGAUUAGCAGAAGCUUAUCAGAGCUUGAGUAUGAGGAGCUGAAAGGGUUUAUGGAUUUGGGUUUUGUUUUCACUGAGGAAGACAGAACAUCAAGCUUGGUAUCAAUACUGCCUGGAUUGCAGAGAUGGGGAAAUAAGGACAGCAACGAUGAGCCUGUCAAUGGAAAUAAGGACAGAGUAGUUUCAAGGCCUUAUCUUUCUGAAGCAUGGAACGUUUUGAAUCAAAGAAAGGUAAACAAACCAAUGGCUAACUGGAAAAUUCCACCGUUGUGCAACGAAAACACCGUAAAAGACCAGCUUAAAGCUUGGGCACAUUCUGUUGCCUCAUAUGUAAGAUAA